CAGCUGAGUGACGUAAAAACACAAGCAAAUCAGCAGUCAGUUAGUUUAGUUCGUCGCGCCCGAAGGACGCCUUUAUAAAAGCGCAACGUGGAAUACUUGAAUCAUUUUAUUGGAGAGAACUGUUUUUGAGUAUCUGAAACAUGUCUGGUAGAGGAAAGACUAGUGGUAAGGCCCGUGCCAAGGCUAAGACUCGCUCUUCUCGAGCUGGUUUGCAGUUCCCAGUCGGCCGUGUUCACAGGCUCUUGAGGAAAGGCAACUAUGCCGAGCGUGUGGGCGCCGGUGCUCCUGUCUACUUGGCUGCUGUGCUCGAGUAUCUGACUGCUGAAAUUCUCGAGUUAGCUGGGAAUGCUGCCCGCGACAACAAGAAAACUAGAAUUAUUCCUCGCCACCUGCAGCUGGCAGUCCGUAACGACGAAGAGCUCAAUAAGUUGCUGGGUGGCGUGACCAUCGCCCAGGGUGGUGUGCUGCCUAACAUUCAGGCUGUGCUUCUGCCCAAGAAGACCGAGAAACCAGCUAAGAGCAAGUAAGCAACGGCGAUACGCUCAUCAACACCAACGGCUCUUUUCAGAGCCACCCAUCUUUUCGCACUGGAGACUUUAUCCAUUGAGAAACCCCGAAUAGAACCGUAGCUUUU
This is a messenger RNA of Erpetoichthys calabaricus (reedfish), 634 nucleotides long. Its product is annotated as histone H2A-like. The transcript has a single exon. The record is from RefSeq and is a predicted model, not a curated record. Gene Ontology annotation, cellular component: nucleosome. Bases 141 to 527 code for a protein of 128 amino acids. Gene Ontology annotation, molecular function: structural constituent of chromatin; DNA binding; protein heterodimerization activity. Lineage: Eukaryota; Metazoa; Chordata; Cladistia; Polypteriformes; Polypteridae.